AUGGCAGACUCAACUUCUACACCUACCGAAGUUCCCUCUUCUACAUCUACCCAAGUUCAACUUAGCACUUCUCUUGAUCCUUCUCAUCCAUUGUAUGUGCAUGCAUCAGAUAAUCCGGGAGUUACACUGGUAACUGUCCCUUUUUCUGGCAUUGGAUAUGUGUCUUGGAGAAAAAAUAUUCUUAUUGCUCUCUCUACUAAGAACAAGGCUGGGAUGAUUAAUGGAAGAAUCAACCAGCCGUCUCCUGACUCUCCUAUAUAUGAUCAUUGGCUAAGAUGCAAUGACAUGGUCUUUGCAUGGUUGAGUAAUUCAGUGUCUAGGGAUAUUGCUGACAGUGUUCUUUACUGUGAUACUGCAGGAGAUCUUUGGAAAGAUCUAGAGGAGAGAUAUGGUCAAUCUAAUGCCAGUAGGUACUACCAAAUUCAGAGAGAAAUUGGAGGAGUCUCUCAGGGUUCUAGUGACAUUGCUAGUUAUUACACUAGGUUAAGAAAAUUGUGGGAUGAGUUAAAAACUGCUUCAUUUGGACCAACUUGUACCUGUGGAGCAGAACCACAGUGCAGUUAA
Molecule: messenger RNA, 564 nt
Organism: Nicotiana attenuata
Lineage: Eukaryota; Viridiplantae; Streptophyta; Magnoliopsida; Solanales; Solanaceae
Exons: 1
Coding region: 1-564 (187 amino acids)
Source: RefSeq, a predicted model, not a curated record